This is a messenger RNA of Nilaparvata lugens (brown planthopper), 596 nucleotides long. RefSeq lists its product as uncharacterized. The record is from RefSeq and is a predicted model, not a curated record. Lineage: Eukaryota; Metazoa; Arthropoda; Insecta; Hemiptera; Delphacidae. The transcript has 4 exons. The coding region runs from base 242 to 574 and encodes 110 amino acids.
CCAGCAGUGCAGGUAACCUGGGAAUGUUGAUACCAGUGAUAGCAGUCCUACUGAGACGACUAGCUAUGAUUCGUCAGCCGAAGCCGCGACUGCACAAGCUGUUCCGAGAUUUCUGGCUCUACUGUGUCGUCAUGGGAUUCACUACUGAUUCAGGUUUGUGGCCUGCAGAGUGGUACGACGGAGUGAAACAGAUAGCGGUGAAUCUCCCUUCCUUGUCUCGCAGACGUCUUCCCGGUCGGAGAUGCGUGAACUGCAAUACACGUCAGCCGUCAGGAACGACAGUGUCUCGUUGAACCAGUUGCAAGAACUAAAACGCAGAUCCUCAACCUGCUGGAGAAUCCUCCCGAGUGACGGCCUUCGUGAACAAACUGCUGUUUUGCCCAGUGCACCUACUUGCUGUCUGUUUACUGGCUGGAGACAUUCCGCGUGGAGAAUUCAGCUGAGCCCAGUCUGCAGCUAUGUUCGAGUACCUAAUGGACACGGCCAUCAUCAAGGACAAGUAUGGAAUGUGGCAGUGCAUCUCAAGUGUUGGCGACAGAGUGUUUGCGAUGUUUCUGAACGCGAUGUCGCGUAAGCCGAAGGAUGAGAGUCGCGAA